UUGAUGUUGUCUAGAUCUAAUUAAUCAUGCUCUAAACUACAUGAGAAGUAACUAUAUAUUGUUGUCAAUGUUGGUACAAUAUCGUGUGAAACUUAAUCAAAUCUUUAACAUCACUAAGUUAACAAUUAUGCUCCUGUCAAACAUGAAUUUUCUUUGUCUUUUAAACGCCGAACAAGGUUUAUUUCCACCAUUUGACAACCACCACCCUAGAAGUAAGAGGUACGCGUACGUGUAUAUUUAAUUAAGUUUUUAUGUAAAGUAUAAAAUUUAUUGUCGCUUUAAAGAAAAGUAAUUGCUUCGUGGAAUUAAACUGUAAAGGUAGUAACGUUUAGUAGCCAACAUUAUAGACUAACGGAUAAAGACGGAGUAAGAAAGAAAGUAUAAGGAAGGUGUAGGAAGGAAAAGAAAGAAAAAAACAAGUAGAAAAGGAUAAGGAUAUUGUAGGAAGAAUAAGGAAGAUAAUCUCUUUUAUCAAAGAUUCUAAAUAUAAUAUUUUUGAAGUACUGGCGUAUGGUAAAUCGUUCUAACACUUCCGUAGGUGUAAUGAGGAAACAGAAAAGAUAAAUUACAGAUUGAUUUAGGUGACCUGAAGGUGCCAUAAAUAAUCUGUUCUUAACUUAAAAUACGGAAUUUAAAAAUCAUGUAUCGACCACCUUGUCUUGUGCGAGUCAUUUACAUAUGGUCUAGCAAACACACAAUAUGAGUUAUAUAAGACAAGGGGAUAUUAUGAUUCAUAGCGUGGACCUUGGUCAGCUUACGUCUGGGUCUAGGUUAGGCUCGAACAUAAACCAUUACGAUAGUAUGGAGUCAGCAGUUACUGAUAGUGGAGAACACUAUGAAACAUUGGGAAGACUCAGAAACAACACAGGAUGCUGCAGCGGGUCGACAAAUCAGCCGAGUGAUAUAAACACUAGCCAGAAAACAUACACAAGAUAUAUAAGACCCUGUGGAAACUUUUCAAAUCUCAAUGGAAAUAAUAACAGUGUGGCAAAGACGACUAAUGAAACAAUACCAGUCCAGUUAAGGACUCUUAAGAAAAGGAGAAGGGUAAGGUCCAAAUGUCGAACGAGAAAUGUUAUUUUCGGUUUCAUAGGAGGAUUAGUUAUUGGGUUUGUGAUAGCUUCCGUUUGUUGGUUAACAAUUGACCGGCUCAAGGAAAAUAAAAUUGUGUGUGAAUUUGUUGAAAAGGCAAACGAUGAGAAGGAAGAAGACAAAGAUAAUAAUAGGACGAAGAUUUCUUCAAAAGCACACAGUACUCAAACGACCUCACACAGCCAAGUUACAACACCCAAAGAACUAGGUAAAAGUACAACUUCCAAAUUAAACUCGCUUACGUCGAAACCAGUCAGACCGUCACAAGGUACAUCCGUUUAUACAACGGUGCCAAAAGUAACAUUGCAAAAUGUUUCUAAUACAGAACUGCCCAUAACUAGUCAAACAUCAACCAGUGGGUUAUCAUCGACUACAUCGAAUGCCAUUUCAACGGCUACAGAUCCAAUACCGAAAUCUUCUAGUGUUAUAAUGUUAAACACCACAUCAACUGGUCAAACAACAACAAGUCAGACAUUAUCAAAUGCUGAGACCACUGAUACACACUGGGUACCGACUGUGUCAUCCGACAGAGCCAUAACAUCUAGCACAAAGACAGACGGACAACAGACUAGAUGGUUCUCAUCUGCUUCGCGAAACGUCACUGAAACUAGCACACAUACUUCUACAAAUGCUGAAAACAUAACUCCAGAACAAACUGAAGAAGAUGGAACGAAGUUUUUUAGUUCAUCUGAUAAUCCUUUUAAGGAAUCAUCUAUUACCACGUCAUCAAUUUUAGAAACCCAGUCAUUGCAGCAGACGACGGAUCAUCCGAAAGAAUUUAAUUCAUCUAAUGAAAAAAAUGUAAGUUACAGUAGUAACGCGUCCACACCAACAUUUUCGACAGUAGCAGUUUCUUCUGUUAUAAAGUCGUCUACGCCAGGACCAAGUUCAGCUGAGACAUCUUCUUUUGAAAGUCAGCCACAAUCACCACCAACAGCUUCUAUGCCAACAAGUCAGUCAUCUCCGACACAACAGACUGCUGUUGUCGGCAAAAGAAGUGUUCAAGGCGGCCAUGUCUAUAUCCGAUGGGGAAGUUUGUCGUGUCCGAUGCAGGCGGAACUAAUGUAUAAAGGUUAUGCUGCUGGUGGCCAUUGGCAACAUCAAGGUGGAGCCACCAAUACAAUAUGUCUACCGGAUAUUCCUACAUGGGGUAACUAUAGUGACAAAGAAGAUGGGGAUCGUAACUUGAUCUAUGGAACAGAAUAUGCUAGCACUGAUGCGUCGUUCUUAGCAACUACAGGAAAGAAAAUGAGGUAUAAAGAUGUACCAUGUAGUGUUUGCCAAGCAACCGGAAGACUGUCCCACGUGAUGAUACCCGGAAAGACGGACUGUUUUCCUGGCUGGACACAAGAAUACAGAGGGUAUCUCAUGGGAAGUGGGUACAUACAAAAUCAUGCAUCGGAAUUGAUAUGUGUGGAUUCUAGUCCCGACCAUGUGACCGGAAGUGAUGCAGCAAAGGGCGGGAAUUUCUUAUAUUUUGCUGAAGUGCGAACCGGAUCACUGCCGUCUACAACUUACGUGAAUGGACGAGAACUAGCUUGUGUCGUCUGUACAUUGUAGCAAAUGAAAAAUAUAAGCGUGAUGCGUUCGAUUUGUCCCUUGCAGUCCCCACCGGUUAAUAUGGAAGAUCCUUCAAAAGGAUUUUAAGUCAGUUUAGUCGAUUCAAUUCCAGAAGUCAAUAACACCCAACAGAUCACAUCCGAAAGAUUUGGAGAGUCUAGCUCCAGGUGGUGUUUAAACCAUUUUCACUUGUGAGACCAACGCAUACAGAUCUAGUAACUUGCUUCCCGAUUGGAAAGUAAAAUCACCAUUUUUAAAAUGUCUGAAUGCAAUAUAGGGUAUGCAUGGCUUACUUAAAAUCAAGUGUAUUAUGUUUCCAAAUUUUGUUAGAACUUGGCAGGGAGUAUCAGGAUAAGUUUGUAUGAGAGGUACAUAUAAGAAAACAUGGCACAAUUGGAUUAAACAUGUCGAAAAAUCAUACUUGAAUCUAUUU
Molecule: messenger RNA, 3085 nt
Organism: Mercenaria mercenaria
Lineage: Eukaryota; Metazoa; Mollusca; Bivalvia; Venerida; Veneridae
Exons: 5
Coding region: 700-2652 (650 amino acids)
Source: RefSeq, a predicted model, not a curated record